Molecule: messenger RNA, 441 nt
Organism: Microthlaspi erraticum
Lineage: Eukaryota; Viridiplantae; Streptophyta; Magnoliopsida; Brassicales; Brassicaceae
Source: the annotation of a GenBank genome assembly
AUGAAGCAUCUCAUCCGCCGCCUCGCUCGCGUCGCCGACUCCUCCUCCGAAUUCUCCAUCCGCCGAUCUUCUUCCUCCUUCCGCAUCCGCCGCGGCCACCAUCGUCACCACGCUCCGCCGCCGUGGUCGAUUUGUCCGGCGAGACGAGUCAACACCGUCCCCGCCGGUCACGUGCCUGUCUACGUCGGCGAGGAGAUGGAGAAGUUCGUGGUGAGCGCUGAGCUCAUGAACCAUCCGAUCUUCGUCGGACUGCUCAACCGGUCCGCUCAGGAAUACGGUUACGCUCAGAAAGGAGUCCUCCAUAUCCCCUGCCACGUCAUCGUGUUCGAGCGCGUGGUGGAAACGCUCCGAUUAGGAGGAACCCACGACUCCGGCGAGCUACAGAACCUCCUCGCGUCGUUGCUCUCCGCCGAUGAGUUAGUACCUGGAACUACAGAGUAG